CGGCUGAGUAGUUACAUGAAAAGGAUUCAAGGAUAACCGUUUUGUAAGCUUGAUAAUGGAUUAGCCACGAUGACAAUAUGCUUACUGGGUCUGGAAACGACAAUUGUGAUUCACCACGGGGAUGACGCCAUUGUGAUACGUAUUCUCAAAACAGAAGUGUUCGCCAUUUUGGCAUAGAGCGUACGUCAGUACAGUGAGAACUCAAUGUGCCUGUGGCUGCCGGCUGUUUGGUCGAUUUCAAUUCUGUGUCUUGUCAUUGGGUUUGUGACCCACGAUGUGCGAGGCAGUCGCACUUCAUGACUUUGAUGGGACCGAUGCCGGUGACUUGCCUUUCAAGAAAGGAACCAUCUUGAAAGUGUUCGGGCCUGCCCAAUCCAAGGGCUGGCUUAGAGCUGAAAUGGACGGCAAGGACGGCACGAUACCAUCGAAUUACGUCCAAUUAAAGGAAAACGAAUUCAUGGCACCUGGGGUUACGCGACAGGGCGCCGAGGAAGAACUACUCAAGAAUAAUGAUUACGACGGUGCCUUUCUCAUCCGGGAAAGCGAAAGCACACCGGGCGACUACUCACUGUCUGUCAAGUAUGGGGAGAGUGUUCAGCAUAUGAAGGUCUUGAGAGACGGAGCAGGCAAGUACUUUCUUUGGGUCGUCAAGUUUAACUCACUGAAUCAAUUGGUGGACUACCACAGAACCUCAUCCGUAAGCCGCACGCAAACGAUAUAUCUGAAAGACCGAUCAAAGUCAUCUGCAGGACUCCAUGUGGAAGCUGCAUACGACUUCGCUGCCAAGGAAGAUGGCGAAAUCUCAUUCAAGGGAGACAGGAUUAAGGUUACUGACAAGAUUGACCCGAACUGGUGGAGAGGCAUACUCGUAGGCACUGGGAAGGAGGGCAUGUUCCCAGUCCCAUAUGUCAAAGAGAUCACAAAAUAAAAACAGUAGCAGCAUAAUUUUGUAAACUUUAAUAUGCUUGUUUUCGUUUGACCCACGUCUCGGUUUGAAACUUUGUAAGUUGGCAGUUCUAGAUUAUUAUUGUCAUGUACGUAGGCAUGCUGGAAUAAUGUAAAGGUUACGGUUCUACGUUUUGGUGUUGUUUUCGGUGAUCUUUUCUAAAAGACCUAAAUGUUCAACAAAUCAGUUUACCGUUGUAUCAUUACUGUAGGGCGCUAGCGGAUUCCGGGCAAAGUGUGUGUGUGUGGGGAGGGGGGGGGGGGAGGAAUGCCUCUCAAAAUUCAGCUUCGUUUAAAAAGAAAAUGUAUCCAUCGGAUUAAAUGCUGUUAUCAACACAUCCCCAUUCUCUUCAAAGAUUCGUAGAAUAUUAAUUCAUAAAAAAAUAGGAAUAAAGGUAAAAGACGAGCGCCCCCUGGCGUCAAAAUAAUGUCCAUUCCUCCUAACAACAAAUCAUUGGUGCACAACUGUCCCCCCCCCCCAAAAAAAAAAAAUGGCCCCACGCUAAUCCUAUCGGUAAAGGGAAAGUCAGUUAUUUAUUGGAAGUCAACAAAACAAGCACAACAUCCAAGUAACUUGUAAGAGGGAUAUAAGCAGUUUAUUCUUUUUUUAUUAUUAUUGCGAUAACAAGGUUUGCACAUUUUGGUUCAUCAAUAUUAUAUCAAUAUUAAGCAUACACAUCUUUCCAUUGUUAAAAGUUGAAAUAAAAAGUCUGUGCAAGUAUUGCAUUAUUGAUUCUCACAGAAUGCCCA
Messenger RNA from Patiria miniata (bat star), 1695 nucleotides. RefSeq names its product growth factor receptor-bound protein 2-like. The record is from RefSeq and is a predicted model, not a curated record. NCBI's taxonomy places the organism in Eukaryota, Metazoa, Echinodermata, Asteroidea, Valvatida, Asterinidae. Gene Ontology annotation, molecular function: protein binding.